Sycon ciliatum is the source of this 1848-nucleotide messenger RNA. Its product is annotated as HCLS1-binding protein 3-like. Gene Ontology annotation, molecular function: phosphatidylinositol binding. NCBI's taxonomy places the organism in Eukaryota, Metazoa, Porifera, Calcarea, Leucosolenida, Sycettidae. The coding region runs from base 188 to 1240 and encodes 350 amino acids. The record is from RefSeq and is a predicted model, not a curated record. The transcript has 7 exons.
CGAUCAGCUGUUUACAUAGCUUAUCGAACUCGUUCAUGAUGGAUGAUGUUUGAACAAGUGAUUUGGACACAUUGCCUUUUGCGACGACAAUCCAUGGCCCAGGCUAGCUGAACUCGUACAUCCACGGGCACUGUGCCAUUUUGCCAAGAACCCCAUUAUUGCAGAGGAAGAGAAGGCUGGAAGCACGAUGCUGUCGUCAAAAGGAGUAAAAGAAUUUUUCGUUGGUGCUGAGAGCGACAAAUCGGAACCGCCAAUGGCAAUGUUUGCAGGCGCAGCCUUGACCAAACGGUCCGUUCAGAACAGCACCGGCAUGGAUAUGUUUGUGCCCAAGUUUGACACGUCACAAGGCGCUGGACGCGAGACGCUCUACCACAUUAUCGUCAUCUCUGUAAUGUCUGUAUUCAAAUCUCCAAAGCACAAACCAGAAGAUGUUGUGCAGUUUUCGGUUCCGAGGAAGUAUGCCGAUUUCGAGCGGUUACAGGAGCAGCUGUCACAGGAGUUCUCAGCUAUUGUGUUUCCCAGCUUACCGCCACGUCGCCUGUAUUGCAAUGAAGAUGACUUGGAAGAUAGAUUGAUUGCAUUUGACUGCCUGAUGCGUGUCGUAGCCAAGACAACGCGCCUGAGUCGCUCUCACUCGGUGCUCCGCUUUCUCGGCAUUGAAGAGAAGCUGAUCAACCGGGCACUGAAGGAGAUGAAUACAGAAGGGAGCAACCCUGCCAGUAUCAAGGAGCCGGUGGUUUCCAAAGAAGAGGAAGAGGAGACGAUUGACAUAUUUGCUGACGACGACAACGAGGAGGAAGGAGGCGAUCUCGCAUUGUCCAGUCCGCUACCCACGUCACCUCACUCGUCCACCGACCUGCCUGAUGUCAGCAUGCAUGCCAGCGUGAGAGAGCAGUCCGCGCCAGAGACUAAUGUGGAUGAUUUCCUGCUCGUUGCUGGAGCAGCUGGUGGAGCAGCUGAGAAGAGCACUGUCUUCGCAGAAAAAAGAACCGACCGCACAAAGGAGCUGACGGAAACGGAUGCAGACUUAUUCAAGUUUGAUGAGGACCUAGGCUCACUUGACCACCUGACCAAGCCCAAGAGCAAGCCCAAGAAGGCAUCCAAAGCGAAAGCCAAGGCACCUGUGGUCGACGAAGCAGACACACUCCUGACCGAGCAACAAUUCGCUGACAUGGACUUGCAGCAGUACAUUGCGGCGAACGCCGCCAAAGCAGCGGAAGAGGUUGACCUGUUCUCAUGAGCAUCUCCGCACUUCUUUCUCGCCCUCUCUCUCCCCGGUUAGUGCCAUUGUCUAAGCUUGUUUCGCCACUUGAAACUUGUUCUGCGCCCUAACCUUUUUACAUUUAGGAAGAAAUUUGCUUCAUAGUCUUCGAAAGGAGGGUACAGUCUCAAAGUGAUACUCUGUGUCCUUUAUUCUUGUCGUUGCUGGAUCCUUUUCUUCACCGGACUGUUUGUUAUCGUUUAUACGACUUCAAAAAGAAACCUUUAAACUAGCACUUAGGGACUCUGGGCAGGCUUGACGUAACUUAACCUCUCAGACUAUUGCUUUGUUGAGUUGCACGUGUAAGAUUUGCUUUCUGCACGGCGUCGGUCUAGAAUUCUUGUCGCUGGUAUUUUUUCCGUUAUUUGCCUUCUCUCCGCUGUUGCAUCUCCCCUGUCUUAUGUUUACGUCUAUUUAUCAUGUACGAGAACGGAUCUGACAGAUUUUUGACUUUUUUAAAAAGUGUUUUUAAUAUAAAUGUGUUUACCUACCGGUACUUUGUCUCAAUGGUAGAUUUUAUUUUUGCAUCUUUCGAAUUUAUCAUAAUCCCGGCAACCACCGCAUUAGAAGCUGCAUCUGCGCCUUGA